AUGACGGAUCCAUCUUACCCACGAGAGAAUCGUCGUGUAGUUUAUGUGCAUCCAAACCUUCAAUGGGCAUGCUUUAAGCAUUGUUUGAAAGAGAAGACCUUUGCAGGUCCUGACUCUUCAAACUCACUUGCCUCCUCUGUUUCCCCUGCACUGCCUUCAUCUGCAUCUAAUUUUGCCACCUCCACUGCUGGUUCCCGUUCUUGGCCUGAUUAUGUGUUGGGUUCUUCAUCUACAAGUCCUCCUAUUGUUUCACCUCCUGGACUGAAUUUGUGUGUUGAUUUGUCUCAGUUCUCUCUUCAACGAGUCUCGGCCAGUGUUUCUUCUAUUCCUCCUCGGGUUACUCUUACUCACUUUAUGGUACUUCGCCCUCGCAAGUCCCAAACCGUCAACGUGAGUGUCUCGUCUGCCUUACAGGUUGCUUCUUUGCCUCAACAGGAACUGUUUACUUUUAAGGAUGCCAACAAGUACUUGACUUGGCAUAAAGCUAUGAAAGAGGAAAUUCAGGCCCUUCACUAUAAUAAUACUUGGAAUUCGGUGCCUUUUCACUCAUUCAUGAAUGUGGUUGGAAGUGUUCAGUUUAUAAAAUUAAAAGGUACGCAUGUUGUAGUGUUGAGAGAUAUAAAAGCAUGGUUAAUUGCUAGAGGAUUCAUUUAGCAAGAAGAGGGGCUAGUGCUCACCAUUAAUGUUUUUUUAUGGUUGGUUGUUUCAUUAGUUG
Molecule: messenger RNA, 715 nt
Organism: Populus euphratica (Euphrates poplar)
Lineage: Eukaryota; Viridiplantae; Streptophyta; Magnoliopsida; Malpighiales; Salicaceae
Exons: 2
Coding region: 1-654 (217 amino acids)
Source: RefSeq, a predicted model, not a curated record